AUGACGAUGCUGCUGGACGGAGGGCCGCAGUUCCCGGCGCUGGGGGUGGGCGGCUUCGCGGCGCCCCGGCACCACGAGAUGGCCGGCCGCGACGCCGCCGCCGCCGGCAUGGGGCUCGGCCCCUUCGGGGACUCCUCGCACGCCGCCGCCGCCGCCUUCAAGCUCAACGCGGCCCCGCACGACCUCGCCGCCGGGCAGAGCUCGGCCUUCACCCCGCAGGCGCCGGGCUACGCCAGCGCCCUGGGCCACCACCAUCACCACCACCACCACCACCACCACGCCGGGCAGGUGCCGUCCUACGGCGGCGCCGCCGCCUUCAACUCCACGCGCGACUUUCUCUUCCGCAACCGCGGCUCCGGCAUCGCCGACGCCGCCUCGGGCUCGGCGCAGCACGGGAUUUUCGGCGGCUCCCCCAGCGGCUUGCACGGCCCCGGCGGCAUCCCGGAGAGCCCGGGCUACCUGCUCUUCCCGGGGCUGCACGAGCAGAGCCCCAGCCACACGUCGCCCACGGGACACGUGGACAACGGGCAGAUGCACCUGGGGCUGCGCGGAGACCUCUUCGGGCGGCCGGACCCCUACCGCGCCGUCUCCAGCCCCCGCACGGACCCUUACGCCGGGGCCCAGUUCCACAACUAUAGCCCCAUGAACAUGAACAUGGGCAUGAACGUGGCGGCCCACCACCACCACCACCACCACCACGGCCCCGGCGCCUUCUUUCGGUACAUGCGCCAGCCCAUCAAGCAAGAGCUCUCCUGCAAGUGGCUCGACGAGAGCCAGCUCAGCCGGCCCAAGAAGAGCUGCGACAGGACUUUCAGCACCAUGCACGAGUUGGUGACCCAUGUCACCAUGGAGCACGUCGGGGGCCCCGAGCAGAACAACCACAUCUGCUACUGGGACGAGUGCCCGCGGGAAGGCAAGUCCUUCAAGGCGAAAUACAAACUGGUGAACCACAUUCGCGUGCACACGGGGGAGAAGCCUUUUCCCUGCCCCUUCCCGGGCUGCGGGAAGAUCUUUGCCCGCUCGGAGAACCUCAAGAUCCACAAGCGGACCCACACCGGUGAGAAGCCCUUCAAGUGCGAGUUCGAGGGCUGCGACAGGCGCUUCGCCAACAGCAGCGACAGGAAGAAACACAUGCAUGUCCACACCUCGGACAAGCCGUACAUCUGCAAGGUGUGCGACAAAUCCUACACCCACCCCAGCUCACUUAGGAAACACAUGAAGGUGCACGAAUCCCAGGGGUCGGACUCUUCCCCUGCUGCCAGUUCGGGGUAUGAGUCCUCAACGCCCCCCGCAGUGGGCUCCGCCGGCAGUAAGGACUCCACUAAAACACCACCGGACACCCUUCAGAGUAACCCUGGCCACAAUCCUGGACUGCCCCCCAAUUUUAACGAGUGGUAUGUGUGA
This is a messenger RNA of Rhea pennata, 1404 nucleotides long. RefSeq names its product Zic family member 3 (gene ZIC3). Lineage: Eukaryota; Metazoa; Chordata; Aves; Rheiformes; Rheidae. The record is from RefSeq and is a predicted model, not a curated record. Gene Ontology annotation, molecular function: DNA-binding transcription factor activity, RNA polymerase II-specific; RNA polymerase II cis-regulatory region sequence-specific DNA binding. The transcript is spliced from 3 exons. Bases 1 to 1404 code for a protein of 467 amino acids. Gene Ontology annotation, cellular component: nucleus. Gene Ontology annotation, biological process: regulation of transcription by RNA polymerase II.